CCGACACUCUUCUACCAAACCAUAGUUACUAACUCUCUCUCUCUCUCUCCUCUAUUUCUCCCUUCUUCUUCUUCAUUCUCUCCAUCUUUCAUUACUCUCUCUCUCUCCUCCAUUUCAUUACUCUCUCUCUCCUCCAUUUCAUUUCUCUCCUGCUAACUUUUUUAAAAAAGAAGAAAAAACAAACAGAUCCACAUUUUCUUUUUCAUUUUCAAGUUGCUUUACUUAAUUUUCUGCCAUGGGUGGCCUUUACAUCUAUGGCCUCCUCCACAUUUUCUCUCUCCUCGCCGUAUCAACCACCGCAUUGCCAGCUCGUGAACCCAAAACGACGUCGUCUCAACCGGGUCAAAUCAACUCUAACUCGGUCCUCGUUGCUUUACUCGACUCACAUUACACCGAGUUAGCCGAGUUAGUCGAAAAAGCUCUCCUUCUCCAGAAACUCGAAGAUGUUGUCGGUAAACAAAACAUCACAAUCUUCGCACCAAGGAAUGAAGCUUUAGAGCGAGAUUUAGACGCCGAGUUCAAGCGUUUCUUACUCGAACCCGGAAAUCUCCGCUCUCUUCAAACUCUCAUUCUAUCACACAUCGUACCCGUCCGAGUCAACUCGGAUGAGUGGCCUACACAUGAAAACCAACCACAAAAACACAUCACUCUGUCAAACGACAGAGUCCAUUUACAGACAGAUAAGAAAUCAGGCCAAAAGACAGUGGAUCUCAUGAGAGUAAUCAGGCCGAACGACGUCGUUCGACCAGACGGUGUGAUUCACGGAAUCGAACGUCUACUUGUACCACACUCCGUACUAGAAGACUUCAACCGUCGUAGAAGUCUUCGUUCUAUAUCAGCAGUACUCCCAGAAGGAGCACCAGUGGUGGACCCACGGACUAAUAAAUUAAUAAAAAAAAAGAAGUCCGUGGGUCCACCACCACCACCUGGAGCACCACCGGCAUUACCAAUCUAUGCCGCAAUGGCGCCAGGUCCAUCACUGGCCCCGGCACCCGCACCGGGGCCAGGAGGUCCUCACCAUCAUUUCAAUGGUGAGGCACAAGUAAAAGAUUUCAUAACCACAUUAACUCAUUAUGGUGGGUACAAUGAGUUAGCUGACAUUCUUGUUAAUCUUACUAGUCUUGCAACUGAAAUGGGUAGACUUGUAUCAGAAGGGUAUCUAAUUACUGUAUUAGCACCUAAUGAUGAAGCUAUGGCUAAGUUAACAACUGAUCAGUUAUCGGAACCCGGUGCGCCGGAGCAAAUUAUGUACUAUCAUAUGAUACCUGAGUAUCAAACUGAAGAAAGUAUGUACAAUGCAGUGAGAAGAUUUGGAAAGAUUAAGUAUGAUACGUUGAGGUUACCUCAUAAGAUGACAGCUGAAGAAGCUGAUGGUUCUGUUAAAUUUGGACAAGGUGAAGGUUCAGCUUAUUUAUUUGAUCCGGAUAUUUAUACUGAUGGUAGGAUUUCUGUUCAAGGAAUUGAUGGUGUUUUGUUUCCUAUUGAGGAAAAAGAUCAUCAAAUUUCUGCUUUGCAGAAAUCUAAUCGUGCUAAGGUUGUCACCAAACCUAGAAGAGGGAAAUUGAUGGAAACGACAUGUUGGAUGCUUGGCACCAUGGGGCAGCGCUUGAAUGCCUGCGUAUGAGCAACACACGCAGUCUCGGGGGCUGACAGUUAGGCAUCACAAAAAACUACAAGAUGUAAAAUUGGUGAAAAAAGUGAACAGCUUCAGAUGAUCACUGCAUUAGAGAGUGAUGUAAUACAGUUUUCCUUUUUUUUUUUUGAUUUUUUUUCCUUGGUGAAGCAUAUUUUACAAUAUAUUCAAGGGUAAAAAAAAAGGACCAUGUUUGGAGUUACUACCAUGAAGGUUCUUGCAUAGCUCCCCCCAAGGAGAGAGAGAGAGAAGCUGCUGUAGUUAUAAAUAUAUACAGUUAAGUAAUGUUUAAAAAAAAAAACUUGUAUUUUUUUAUUUUAAUUUUCUAAUUUGUUGGUGAUGGUGAAAGGUGUCGGUGGUGGUGGUGGGGGAAUUAAUUUUGUGUGAUGGGGAGUUGGUGGGACAAAAGGUGGCACUCACAUUCAGCAACUUUGUCCUACCCCUUCUUAAUAAAGAAUUUGGAAACACCAAAUAGUUGUGUAUUUCAAUAAAAAUUGAUUCUUUGUGUUCAUAA
Molecule: messenger RNA, 2147 nt
Organism: Beta vulgaris subsp. vulgaris (sugar beet)
Lineage: Eukaryota; Viridiplantae; Streptophyta; Magnoliopsida; Caryophyllales; Amaranthaceae
Product: fasciclin-like arabinogalactan protein 17
Exons: 3
Coding region: 236-1624 (462 amino acids)
Source: RefSeq, a predicted model, not a curated record